Molecule: messenger RNA, 759 nt
Organism: Trypanosoma cruzi
Lineage: Eukaryota; Euglenozoa; Kinetoplastea; Trypanosomatida; Trypanosomatidae
Exons: 1
Coding region: 1-759 (252 amino acids)
Source: RefSeq, a predicted model, not a curated record
AUGACAAUAUCCAGCUUUCCGGAGGAGAAAAGUCUCCGCAAUUCACGCCGACUGGAGAAAAGGAAUCGAUGCAGCGAGGUUCAGAUUUGCAGACACAAGACCUACAGUCAGCGGAAUCAACGGAGUUCAAUGAUGUUGAAAUGUCCUCUGAAAGUAAUGAUACAGAACAAACAGUGGAGGAGGGAGAAGCAAAUGACAAGAGUGGCGGAACAACGUCCUCAGUGGCUGUAUCAUCGGAUAUGGAUCCGACCACCGAAACAGUUGACGGUGAGCACCAAGUGCAACAAAGCGUUGAGCUUUCCUCUGAAAACAACGAAGUGCGGUCCACUGGAACCGGAACUACUGGCACGGAGCGAAACCUCAGCCUCGAGGCGAGGGACGGAAAUUCCGAGAGAACAAUGGGCUCAGACAGCAGCCUCACUCCUUCAAAGAGUGACGCCGAAACCACAUCCGCGGAGAACACCGACGACGUCUCUCGGACUGAAGGAGACGAAUUUCCCGUUGAAAACGGCGAGGAGGUGCCACAGACAGUCGACACCGCAUCGGGCAAUGCGAGCACCCUGCCUGGGGAAACCGAGAUCUCAUCGAAGUCCAACGCAACAGCACCCUCGGACGCUGGCAUUUUGCUUGAGAACGGGCAUUACAGCGAGUUGGCGGGCAUGGCUCUAUUUGCUGAGAGCACCGUGCAUGGGUUUGUGUCUCGGAUGCUGUUGCCGAUGCUUCUGGGGCUGUGGGGCACUGCGGCUCUCUGUUGAAUGA